GCCGGCGUGGUCGUCGGCGGGGCGGCUGGUUCGGCUCACAGGCAUCCCGCUUGUUCCCGCGUCGCUGAGCUGGGGGAUCACCCGACGGAAGAUGGGGGCCGUGGUCACCAGACGCUUCCUAGAGUGCCUGCUGGGCCUCUACUUCCUCUCCCACAUCCCCAUCACCCUGUUCGUGGACCUGCAGGCGGUGCUGUCACCCGAGCUCUACCCGGUCGAGUUUACAGACCUGAAGAACUGGUAUUCAAAGGAGUUCAAAGACCCUCUGAUGCAGGAUCCCCCAGUGUGGUUCAAGUCCUUCGUGUUUUGUGAGCUUGUGUUUCAGCUACCUUUCUUUCCCAUUGCAGCAUAUGCUUUCUUCAAAGGAAGCUGCAGGUGGAUUCGCACACCUGCAAUCAUUUACUCCGUUCACACCAUAACAACUUUAAUCCCAAUUCUCUACACGAUUCUACUUGAGGAUUUCUCCAGAGCCAGUGCUUUCAAAGGACAAAGACCCGAGACGCUCCGGGAACGACUGACCCUCAUCUGUAUCUACGCCCCCUACUUCAUCAUCCCUCUCAUUCUUCUAGUUUUCAUGUUGCGGAACCCCUACUACAAGUAUGAGGAGAAAAGAAAGAAAAAAUGAAGGAAACAGCCCCUAGUCCAGUGGGGGAGAUGGUCUCAGUGCAGUUUCCUUGGACCCAAUGUAAGAAAAGCAGCUCUGAACCCAUGUCUUCAGUAGCACGUGAAACAUCACCAGCAAUAUGUAAGAACAAGACUGAGACAAAAGCCAUGCCACCCUCGCCUUUCAAGGGCACUGCAAUGAACUGACCAAUCAGCAGGGGCAGGCUAGGACAGGAGUGGACCAGAUGAUAGCAAAGUGGUGCCAAAUACCUUACUGUUGUCCAAGCUCCAUCUCAGGAGCAGACUGGAAGCUGGCUGAGCUUCCACAUAACAUGACCUGGUUGACAAGUUCCUGAGUCACAUGACCCAGAAUGUACACAUUUCACUAAACCCUUCAUGAAAUGAACUUUGAUGUUUCAGGACAUUUAAUGUCAGAAGUUAUGCCUCUUUAAUGGUCAUGAAAAUUUGAAUCACGUUUUCUUACAAAAGGUUUUAGCUUAAUUUUUUUUCUUAGCCUUCCUGCUCUAAGUCAGAAAUGGGUUAAAGUAGAAGGUGUUUCUAUAUUGUGUGCACCUAGGGUCUCUGUAGUAAUGUCCAGUGUUCCAUUAAGUCUCUAAACCUGUCCUGGAAGCCAAGCCUUAAACAAAACCAGACAAUAUACAUCCCAGCCAAUUCCAUUUUGUUCACAAGCUGUGCUGCAUUAGUUGGUAUUGUGUCUGAUCCAAAUAAAGGUAGCUGCUGACUGCUGA
Jaculus jaculus (lesser Egyptian jerboa) is the source of this 1349-nucleotide messenger RNA. RefSeq names its product transmembrane protein 97 (gene Tmem97). Gene Ontology annotation, cellular component: endoplasmic reticulum. NCBI's taxonomy places the organism in Eukaryota, Metazoa, Chordata, Mammalia, Rodentia, Dipodidae. The coding region runs from base 92 to 622 and encodes 176 amino acids. The record is from RefSeq and is a predicted model, not a curated record. The transcript is spliced from 3 exons.